Molecule: messenger RNA, 730 nt
Organism: Camelina sativa (false flax)
Lineage: Eukaryota; Viridiplantae; Streptophyta; Magnoliopsida; Brassicales; Brassicaceae
Source: RefSeq, a predicted model, not a curated record
UAUAGUAGGAGCCCUCAAUAAAACAGAGUAAGAAAUGGAUCAAAAUUUGUAUGGCAAGUGCUUGGUUAUUAUAUCGAUGAUGGCCAUGAUCGGAACAUCAAUGGCCGCAUAUGCCGGGACCCCAUGGCGUACGGCCUCAGCAACUUUUUACGGUGACGAGACCGCCAGCGCAACUAUGGGUGGGGCUUGUGGAUAUGGUAACCUACGGAACAGUGGCUACGGCGUAGCCACGACUGCGUUGAGCACAGCACUGUUCAACGACGGUUACGCAUGCGGUCAAUGUUUCCAGGUAAGGUGUGUGUCGUCGCCUAACUGCUACUACGGUUCACCAGCCACCGUGGUGACAGCGACCAACAUAUGUCCACCAAAUUAUGGCCAAGCCUCCAACAAUGGUGGAUGGUGUAAUCCACCACGAGUCCAUUUUGAUUUGGCUAAACCAGCUUUCAUGAAGAUCGCCAAUUGGAAGGCUGGAAUCGUCCCCGUCUCAUACCGCAGAGUGGCAUGUAGGAGGAGCGGAGGAAUAAGAUUCAAAUUUGAAGGAAAUGGGUAUUGGCUACUGGUGUACGUGAUGAACGUAGGUGGUGCAGGUGACAUCAAGACCAUGGCCGUUAAAGGUAGCCGCACAGGCUGGAUCAACAUGAGCCAUAAUUGGGGAGCUUCGUACCAAGCUUUCUCUUCUCUAUAUGCAUCAAAAUUAUUGAUGGGAAUCCCACCAUGGGAUCAUUUGUAA